This is a messenger RNA of Salvelinus fontinalis (brook trout), 2236 nucleotides long. Its product is annotated as phenylethanolamine N-methyltransferase. The record is from RefSeq and is a predicted model, not a curated record. Gene Ontology annotation, molecular function: phenylethanolamine N-methyltransferase activity. The transcript has 3 exons. The coding region runs from base 283 to 1137 and encodes 284 amino acids. Lineage: Eukaryota; Metazoa; Chordata; Actinopteri; Salmoniformes; Salmonidae. Gene Ontology annotation, cellular component: cytosol.
GACUGAACACACACACACACACACACACACACACACACACACACACACACACACACACACACACACACACACACACACACACACACACACACACACACACACACACACACACACACACACAACACAACACAACACAACACAACACACACAUGUAUUAAUACUGGCGGAGACAGAGACUGUUUUCCACUCACCUGCUGACCCACUGAUAGAAAGGCAGAAAAGGGAGAACAGGAAAGGAGUGGAACGAGUGGGAAAGAGGGGUUCUGAUAGAGAGAAAAAGGCAUGGACAGGGAGGCGAAAAAUGAAAAAGAAGAGAACGAUAGAGAGAGAGAGAAGGGUGUGGCGGCGAUGGUAGCUUGUUACCAAGGCUUUGAUCCAGCAGCCUAUCUACAGUAUAACUACAUGCCACCGCGGGCGGACUUUGACCGGCAAGACAGCAUCGUACCCUGGAAACUAGGAUGUCUGCACAGAGCUUUUACCGAGGGUGACGUGGGAGGUGACGUGUUGGUGGACGUGGGUUCAGGGCCCACUCUAUACCAGGUGUUGAGCGGCUGUGAGGUGUUCGACACUGUGUUUCUCACAGACUUCCUGGAGGUGAACAGGCAGGAGCUGAGGCGUUGGCUGCAGGGCGAGGGCUACAGCAGCCUGGACUGGACCCCCUACCUGCAGCAUGUCUGCAAGCUGGAGGGCCGACGCCCUUCAGCGUGGACCGAGAAAGCCGCGCGCCUGCGUUCUGUUGUUUCCGACAUUCUCCCCAUAGACGUGCACCUCCCCCGCCCCCUGCACCCUGACUCCCAGCUCCCCACUGCCGGCGCCGACUGCCUGGUGUCCUGCUUCUGCCUGGAAAGCGUCAGCCCUGACCUGGCCGCCUUCAACAGGGCCCUGGGCCACAUCAGGGGCCUUCUCCGGCCCGGGGGCCACCUGCUCCUCAUCGGGGCCCUGGGUGAGAGCUACUACAUGGGGGGGCCCGGUGUGCGCAUCCCUGUGGUGCCCCUGGAUGAGGCCCAGGUGUGUGCCAGCGUGAGGGCCAGUGGGUACACGUUGGUGAGGCUGGAGGUGUACACGCUGCCCCAGGGCAUGAUGGUGGGGGUGGACGACGUGACGGGCGUGUUCUUUGUGAAGGCCAGGAAGCCAUAGAGGAGAAGGAGGAGGAAAGGAGAGGAGGAAAGGAGAGGAGGAAGGUGGGUAGAGGUGGGAGGGGAGGGAGAGUAGUGGAAGUAGAAGGAGGAUGAGGAUGUGAGAGGUUGGAAGAGACUAGGAUGAGUAAAAGUCGAAAAGAGAUGAGGUCAGAAAGUAAACAAUAGAUGAUGAGGAAGAUACGGAAUUCAAAAAGAGAGGAAGAGGUAGAGGUUGUUGAAAUAGUGAGAAGGCAAACUGUAUUUAAAAAGAGAAGGAGAGAGGGGAAAGAUUGGAUCAGAACAGUGAGGAAGUAAACAAUAAAAUUAGAUUAAAAACACAUAAAGAAAAUAGUAUUUUUAAUGGGAGAAGUGAAAGGGAGAAAGAGUGGGAGAGGAAGAUUGCUAACAAUUUCCACAAUAGAAAUCCAGUUAACAUUUAUGGCCAUUCACUGACAUUUGACUUAAAGAAUAAAAGGUCUACUUCUGCCCCCUGCUGUUGAAAUGAAGUCACUGACGCGUCAUGAUCUUAGUCUUCAUCCCACUGGUUGCAUUUACAUAGGCAGUCCAAUUCUGAUCUUUUGCCCAAUUAUUCGCAAAAGAGCUGAUCUUAUUGGUCAAAAGAAUUGGACUUCCUGUGUAAAUGCAGCCAUUGAGUAUUUGGGUGUGCUCCCAACACAUUCAAAGGCAAUUACUUCAUAGAGCCUGAAUUGGACUAGCUUGGUGGAAGACCCAAGUAUGUUUUCAUACUUGAACUUCGACCUGAGAAGUCAUGUAAAUCUAACAGAGAAGUUAUUUUCUAUGAGGAUUAUGGUUAGUCUUUUAGGGUUAGUCAGCAAUUGGCCAUGUUGUUGGCUGUUAAAAAAAAAUGUGUUAGUUUGUCACAGAAAGGACUUAAUAGGCUUUUAGUCUCAAUUGAGUUUUUUUUUUUUUACAUCAAAAUUCUAUGCUCUCAAACCCAUUAACCAAUCCUUUUGUAUGUUUAAAAUUUAUUUUUUAUUGUCGUCUCUUAUUGUGUUAUGUGUUAUUUUCUCUGGCUACUUUUGGCUUGUUGGUCAAUGUUAACUUGGCUUGUGGCUUCACUGACUUUGCCUGAAGUGAAAUAAAAACGUUAACUGUUA